GACACGACUAACAGCCGGCAUCGGGUCGCGCCCGCACGCGCACAUCCAACGCCCGCGUUUUGAAAUGAUUAUCGUUGUACGGUUUUUUGUCCAUAGAGUGCUACGCACAACCACGCACGCCGCCGCUACACACUACUUUGCGUACUCCACGGCAGCCAGCCAGUCAUUCACUCGCAGUCGGUCGUCCAGCAGCAACGCCGGUGAUACCAUCGUGCCCAUCAACGUUUUUGAAUAGUCGUUUACGAUACGUGUAAUAAACAAUAAUAUUCAGUUCGAAAACAACCAUAAGUCGCGUUUCGCCGGUCGACGAUGUUGCGAUCGCAAUAAACGCCCCGAGUUUCCUAAUUGAAAAUAACUUUAAUUUGUUUUUUUUUUGUCUUCACCACACUCCGCCGGAGGAUUUCCAUUCGAUUUCCGUGGUACGCGGAAAAACAACCGUCCGAAUAUCCUCGUUUUCCGCGUCCGCUCGACGGUCGCUGGCCGUAGUUUUUGUCGCUGAAGUAGCAGUGACCGACCGGUAACGCUCGCGCGCGCACACACGUACACCGUUCGGCGGUAGUCGACCCGGACGACCUCAUCAGAGGAGAAGCACGUUGCGGUUAAAGUGCAGCGACGGUCUGCGAGUCUUCACAAGACAACGACAGCUCCAGAGCGUCCUUGCAGAGGUUAUUCGCGCCGGUUAUUUCGGUGGAAAAGUACGAGACCAGACAAUAAUAAUACCUGAAGUACGUUUUCCCGACAUCGUGAAGAGAUGACUACCAAGGCGGCAACAACAGCGGCGGUAGUGGCUACCGCGGCCACCCCCCGGAGGAGACGAGCCAGCGGUUUCGCGAGGAUGGCGGCCUUUUUGUUGGUAGCCUCCGUCGUUUUGGCCGAUGUGAUCAGAGUCUGUGAAUGUCGUACCUUACGAGAUGACAAUUACCGACUACAGCGAAUUCGCCGAGAUGAUAAAAGCUCGGAUUAUAUGGGUGAUAGUACGGUUAGUGAUGAGGAUGAGGAUUCAGAAGAAGCAUCCCCCGUCGGCGUCGGUGCUCCGCACACAAUGCCCAGCCUACUGACAUCGGGACUUGUGGUAGAAACUAUCGAGGGCACAACGGUGAAUCUACCUUGCAAGGUUGCCAAUGGUUCUGAAGACUAUGCGGUAAUUUGGAUCAAUGGCACCAAGAGCAUAAUGACUGACUAUUAUACGAUGACUACAGACGAGAGGGUCAAACAUGGAACGCAAUCGGAGACAUCUGCAGGAUACCAGGAACACACACUGAUCAUCGAGCAAGUAACAAGGAUGGAUUCUGGAUUCUACACGUGCAGAAUAACAACAACACCCCCCCUUGAGAUAACCCAUACUCUUCGUGUCACACAUCCGGCCAAAGUUUUAACAGUGCAAGCAGUGGGAUCCACGGGUUCGCCUACCGCAGGCUUGAAAAAGUUGGCUGUGAAACAAGGUGAACUCGUGCAACUGGUAUGCAGUGUGGCAGGGUACCCGGAACCUACUGUUCAAUGGACCAGAAGGGCCAAGUACCAUCAGCAACCGCAUCAAUCAACCUCAGUGUCCCCAGACCAUGAUCAAAAGGUCCCGGAUUCUGCAUCAUCAACUUCCUCGACGGUAGUCGUGUCGAACACAAAUGAGGUCCGUAUCGAUUCUGUCGUCGCGUAUCGCGAUGCCGGUUACUAUGAGUGUUCGGCGCACAACAGCAUCACCACAGGAUCCACCUCCUCCGGAUCUGGAGGGCCCAACGCGGCAAACGCACAUUUGGGAAUAGAACUGGAAGUAGAGUUCUUGCCAGACAUUGUUGUGCCCCGGCUCAUCGUCAACACCGGAGAAACGUACACCGCUCAGAUGGCGUGUUCCGUGCAAGCGUACCCCAAGGUAAAAGUCACGUGGGAAAAGGAAAUGCUGACCCCGAAUGGACCGGCAUCGUCGACACCCGUGGUCGCUGAAGGCCCCAACAGCCGGUAUGAUACGUCCAGGCAAUCAUCAGCCCAAAACACGUUCCAGGGUUCAGGGAACGCAACCGCGAUGCCGGCAGGACCCACUUUCGUGCUCAGAGUGAAACAGGUGCAAGGACCGCAGGACUUUGGUCGGUACCGUUGUCGGGCCGAGAACCGCGUGGGCAUAUCAUAUUCGGAUUACAUAACGUUGACCGGUUCACCGGCCCGACCACAACAGUCGUACGUCAAGGUCAAGGGCAAGGCGCCCGAACUGGCAUGGACUGUGGACAGUUGGUCGCCACUGAUCGAGUACCAGUUGCAGUACAGGCAGCAACAGGACUCGCCGACUUCUUGGGCGGACGUCAAGCCGCAGCCACAGGUGGUCGAGUCGUCUACUGGUGGCGACGCGGGAGACGAGCGCCGGUACUCCAUGUCCUACGUGUUCGGCGACAACGUUCAGCUUCAACAGCAGGUCGGAGGAGCACCCGCGACCACACCGGUCACCCUUCAACACGGCACCACGUACGUGGCACGCCUCAAGGCUCGCAACGUUCACGGCUGGUCGGACUGGUCAGCGGACGUCGUGUUUUCCGGUGGAAUGGACGAUGACCAAGAGGCCAACGAGAUUACCCAGUACGGUGGACAUCAACAUAACGACGAUGUUUUGAAAGCUUCCGUCGCAGGCGCUAGUGGUGCAUCAGGUCUGCAGCAAUACUGCAACACCGCUUUGGUCACCUCCAUCGUGUUGGUCGUCACCGCACUGGUUGCCACCGCGACUUCCGCCUGUUAGACCGCCUGUCCUGCAGUCCAGGAACGCCGCCACCGCAGAACGUGUACUUCCAUCGCUACAACGUCAACCACGGCUGCGAAAAUUACUAAGAAAAAAAUUUAUACCUAUUUAUUAUUAUAUAAAAUUUACUAAACGCAACAACGACACCAUAUUAGACGCGCACCUACCCGCUGCCGACGUGAGCCUAAUUCUCUCUCUCUCUCUCUCUCUCUCUCUCUCUUUCUUUCUUUUCAAAAAUAUAUAUUCGGCCACCGGAUAACGGGAGGGGGUGCAAGCAAAUUAAAAACGAUUACUUAUAUAUACAACCAAAGACAGACACGAUGGCGACUAUACUACUGCAGUGAUUCAAAACACUAUAUUAUUAUAAUAUUAUAUUAUUGUUGUCGUUAUAAUUAUUAUUUUCGCCGCUUAUUAUUAUUUAUUACAUAUUAUUAUUAUUAUUACUAUAAUGCGAUGGAUGUACGACGGUUUUCCGCGCCUCGAUUUAUACAAUUUAAUAUAUAAUAUAGGUAAUAUAUAAUUUACCAAUAUUUUAAUAUGACCGCUAUAUAAUCAUAAACAUUCGUAGAUUUAUUAUUGAUUAGGUUUAUUUGACGCGUUAUUAUUAUGACGUCGUGCGCUUAAAUCACCGCCGCCGCCGCCGCCGUGGUGACCGAUGCCGCCGACGGAGCUUUUUCUUCUGAUUUUCAUCGCCCGUUGUCUAAUUACUUUUCUACGCUCGCGCGUUGCCCGCCGCUCGCACUCUCAAUAUUAUUAUCAUCAUUGUUUUUAUUAUUAUUACCACACAAUAUGUACAACGAUAUUAUACUGUCGCCACACGGCCGCGAUAAUAGGCAUCGCGCACGCUUGAUGCGAACGUGUCACGUCCAUCCGACAGCAGGACAUUUUUCGAAACGUCAUCAUUAUACGGUCGCACGACAAUAAUGUUAAUAAUAAUAAUAAUACGUCCGAUAUGUACCUAACGUACUUGGCUCGUACCUAUUAUAUUAUAGGUACGCGUGCACGUCGUUCGUAGAUUUUUAACGAGCGUUUGUUUUCUCAUAUAAUGUACGUAGGUAUAGGAUGACACGCGCGACCUGUGCACACACGCGACCCGUCGUCGUAAAUGCCGUGGGUCGUCGGAAGAACGGUUUUAUUUAUUUAUGUUUUGUUUGUAUGUUUUUACCCCUUGAAAAAUGUAAACCCAUUGCGCGAGUUCACGAGCACUCCAUCCUAAUCACGGCGGCAACGCGUUUUUUCAUUUUUUUAUUAUUAUUAUUAUUAUUUUUUUUUUCUACAACAAUUCAUUAGGUAUAGACUAUAUUAUAUUAUAUUAUAUUAUCUUCCACCCGUGUGUCUGUAAUGAUAUUUUAUUAUACGUGUUGUACAUAAAACAUAAGAAGGGGACAACGCUUUUGUUAUUAUUAUUAUUAUGAUUUUUUUUCGUACAUUAUUAUUAUUAUUAUUAAUUAUUAAUAUUAUUAGAAUACGAUUUAUAGCGUCGCCAUGCGCGUCUAUGAUGCACCUACUUUAUAUAAAUAAAUCAUACAUACCUAUUAAUAGUGCCGAGAUCGAAUUUUUUACUACAAUUUUUAGACUGCCGCAACAAUUAAAAACACUACUAUUUUAUACAUGGACAAAUGUAGAAAUCGAGCUUAUAUAAUACAAUAUACAUUAAUUAUAAUAUUACGAGAUAAUCAAAAUAUAAUACAAACAGUUAUUAUUAUAUUUUUAUAACAUGAUAUUUAUAUAUGUUUAUGUAUAUUGUGUAUACACUUUUGUGUGUAAUACAUUUAUAUAUAAUAUAAUAUAUGUACCUACAUAAUAACGCUAGUUUUUUUUCGCUUUUGUGUGUAUUUAUUAUUAUUAUUUUAUUUUUAUUUGUAUAAGAUUACGAUGGCAACUAUUCUCUUAAUUAAUUAUAUAUUUUUACUAUUUGACUAAAUACACAUAUGCAUAGAAUGCGUGCUUGUUAUACGUGUGUACUUAAAUAAUUCAUAUGCCAGUUUUCUGUGCGACCGCUCGAUUUUAUUAUUAUUAUUAUUAUUAUUAUUAUUAAUUAUUAAUUAUUAUAUUAUACGCUGCUAUGAAAUUAGUAUAAUUAUAUAUUAUAUUACUAUUUGUAGCCCCUCUCAGUGUCUGCAGUCUAUUUUUAAUCUACUACACUUACAUGAAAUAAAAUCAAAUUUAAAUAAUAUAAUAUUGUUAAAAGUA
Molecule: messenger RNA, 4912 nt
Organism: Metopolophium dirhodum (rose-grain aphid)
Lineage: Eukaryota; Metazoa; Arthropoda; Insecta; Hemiptera; Aphididae
Product: neural cell adhesion molecule 1-like
Exons: 11
Coding region: 752-2719 (655 amino acids)
Cellular component (GO): neuron projection
Molecular function (GO): protein binding
Source: RefSeq, a predicted model, not a curated record